Messenger RNA from Mangifera indica (mango), 1524 nucleotides. Its product is annotated as mastermind-like protein 2. The record is from RefSeq and is a predicted model, not a curated record. Gene Ontology annotation, cellular component: SWI/SNF complex. Gene Ontology annotation, biological process: positive regulation of DNA-templated transcription. The transcript has 3 exons. The coding region runs from base 224 to 1339 and encodes 371 amino acids. Lineage: Eukaryota; Viridiplantae; Streptophyta; Magnoliopsida; Sapindales; Anacardiaceae.
AAAAUAGAAGGUGAUGGUAUAACACUUUCUGAAAUAUCAGGGGUAAAUAUGUAAUUAAUCCAUUAAUCUUCUGCUUUCCGGCUUCCCUUCAGACCUCAUUUUCAAACGACACUGUCGAUCGUCGUACAGUCUGCAGCGCGGCUUGUCCUCGAUCGCAUCGUCGUCGUAUCCCGAAUCUAUAUGAAAGUAUUCACUGUUAUGAAAGAAGAAGAGAGUUAGAGAAAUGGAAGAAGCUAAGGCUAUGGCCCAGCACCAGCAGCAACUUCUUUUACAACACCAGCAACAACAAGCUCAACAGCAGCAGCAGCAGCAGCAACAAAAUCAACAACAACAACAAUUUCUUCUAUUACAGCAACUUCAGCAGCAAGCGCAACAGCAGGCAGCUAUCUCUCGCUUCCCUUCUAACAUCGAUGCCCACCUUCGCCCACCUGGCGUCCAACGUCCCAUCACUCUCCAACAACAGAACCCUAACCCUAAUUCUAAUCCAAAUCUUAUUGCCAAUGCUAAUGCUAAUUUGCAGCAACAGACUCAGCAAAAUUCACAAGUCCCACAACAACAGCAGCAGCAGCAGCAACAACAACAGAAAGGGAUGAGGCCGCUGAACCAAAUGGAGCUCCAGAUGGCAUACCAGGAUGCCUGGCGGGUCUGCCACCCGGAUUUCAAACUCCCUUUUGCAUCGCUUGAAGAUGCUUGUGAGAGGCUACUACCUUAUCAUGUGAUAGCAGACUAUGAAGUAGAGGAAGAUGAUCGAAUCCUUGAUUCUGACUCAACAGGCCAAAUGCCUUCUCGCUCCCAGCAAUGGGAUAACAACAUUGCUGCCAAAGUUGCAGAGUUCGCAGGAACAUUUGAGAAACAGGCCCUUGCUUUUAACAUUAUAACACGCAAGCGAGCUAUAGGUGAAUUCCGAUGUGAGGAGAGGUUGAUGAUUGAGCAAGCUCUUCUCCAAGAGGAGAAAAGAGCCAUACUGGAGCUGAAGGCAGAAAUAGAGACAAGGGAGAAGGCUGGUAGAGAGGCUCAUGAGGCUAGGUUGCGAAUGGCUGCCAUGGUUCAAGCAGAGCAAGCUCAAUCUGAGUCUCAUGCUCGUGAUGAAAUGAUGACUCGAGCACCAAUAAGGGCAAGUGCACUUGGCUCCCAAGGCAAUGGUAUUGGUGUUGACAUGGGAGAGCAUGAACGAGGUGUUAACCCAGAUGAAAUGAUCAAUGGAUGGGGAAACAAUACACAGAGAGAUGAGAAAGAGCCAUCUGAAGAUUUUUUAAAUGAUGAGGAAACUGAAAAUGGGGAGACAGGCAUGCAGGAUGAGUGGCGUGAGGUGGGAAAUUUUGAUUUGAACUCUAGGUGAACCCUCGAAAUUUCUUUACAACAAUCUCCACUACAUGGGAAAUCAAUCUAAAUAAGGUGAGCUUCAAGUUAAAUUUGGUAGAUGAAUUUAAUAAUUUCCCUUCUGUGAACACAUAUAUCCAUGUAAAGUGGGUAUAUAUAGUAGGUUGAAUAUUAUUAUCUAUAAAAAUUGUUUGUUUUGCCUCA